Molecule: messenger RNA, 7266 nt
Organism: Alexandromys fortis (reed vole)
Lineage: Eukaryota; Metazoa; Chordata; Mammalia; Rodentia; Cricetidae
Gene: S100pbp
Product: S100P binding protein
Exons: 7
Coding region: 3151-4350 (399 amino acids)
Molecular function (GO): calcium-dependent protein binding
Source: RefSeq, a predicted model, not a curated record
GUGUACACCUGGCAUGGGAGUCUUACUGUCCUAAAUACAAUGAGGCUUUGUGCUCGAAGGCAGUAGGUUUUUUGAGGUAAGAUAAAAAUAGAUAGGGAAGCAGUUUCUGAGGUUGCAACCAGGAGGUUAGAGAACAGAGAGGGGGCGGUACACUAACGUGUGGAGAAGGGGGUGGACAGGUGAGAGACGUGGAAGGACAGAAUAGGGUCACGCAGAGAUGGGGAGCAGAAUUAGGAGAAUUUGGGACUAAGAAAAUAUUCCCCCCUUAAAAAUAAAGAAUCCGCCAUAUUUAAAGGAUUUACCAGGCAAGUGCCAAGUGCGGGUGAUGGGAGAGAAGUGAUUGUGGAACUUAAGUGCUUCCGGUUGUUUAUUGUUAAUAUUUCGAGACAGGGCCGUAUUAUGUACUGGCUAGCCUGGAGCUCGCUUGCGUAGAUGAGGCUGGAGUGGAAUUCAGAAGUCCACCUGCCUCUAUCUCCCAGAUGCUGGGGUUAAAGGCGUGUGCCCCAAUGCCUUGCUAUAGCUUCAGCUUUAUUGAAGGUUUUCCUCCCUUGAAAGUUCAAAUUGACUUUAUCUCAAAAACCCCCAUCCCCUCCCUCCUUUCACAUGUGUAGCCCAUACUGGUUUGAAAUUGGAAGUGGAGCCUCAAGUAGCCCUGAACUCACCCUCCUAAAUGCUAGGAAUACAGAUGAGUGGGCUCAUUUAUAUUGAAGUUCAGAGAGUUCAAAUGAAUGAGGUCUUUGGAAUUUAGCCCAGUUCCUCUAAUGCAAGAUAUUUCAUGGGCCAUUAAUUUGGAGAAUUUAUCUGAUGUUUCAGUUAUCCAUCCAGUUUGGUUUGGUGACAAUGGCUAAAUUUUUCAGUUAGUAGAUUAUGCUGAAUAAUUUCUAAAAUGGGUCUAGGGCAAGUUUCUUACCAGUUUAGCUUUUUUCCUACCACCCCCUUUGCUUAAGCUUCUUGAUGUGAGAUGUAGGUUGCAGUUGAGAUAAUAACCGUAGCCACCACUUAAUUGUAUCUGUAGUGUGUUAAGUCUUAAUUCUUGUUAGUAACCUUGUGAAACUGAUGUGCUGUGAAGUUUCCUAUUUUAUAGGGAGAAAUAUUGAGACUUGGGGUGUAUUUGAUGUAUUUUUCACACUGGCUUUAUAGUUUUUGGUGUUGUGCUUUAUUUUUCUGAGACAGAGUCUCUGCUGCCCUGGUUGGUCCGGAACUAACAGUGUAGACCAGGCUGGCAUUGAACUCACAAAGAUCCACCUGUUUCUGCCUCUUGAGUAAUGGGACUAAAGGUGUAUUCUACCAUACCCGUAUAGAAUUUUAAGACUAGCCUUGUCUACAUAGUGAGUACCAAGCCAACCAGUGAUACACAGUGAGACCCUGUCUCAAAAAGGCCAAAACCAAAUUUUUUUUGUUUUGUUUUUUAUUUUUCAAUACAGUCUAUAUACCUGACUGUCUUGGAACUUGCUAUAGAGCAGGCUGUCCUUGAACUCAGAACUCAGGAGAUCUGCCUGCCUCUACCUUCUAAGUGCUGGGAUUAAAGGCAUGAGCUACCACCACUUGGCUCCAUUUUUUUUUUUAUUAAUUUAUGUAGUGUGUGGUUUGUGAGUUUCUGUGCGUGGUGUGGGAGUUGAGGUCCAAAAACCUAUUCAGUUCUUUCUGUCUGUCUUUACCUGGGCACUAGAGAUUGGAUUCAGAUCACUAGUCCUAUGGGGCAAGUACCUUUACUCACUGAGCCAUCUAGCCAUCCCCUACCCUAAAAGUAAUGUUUAUUACAUAUUUCAAUAUAUAAAAAAUUAAGCAAGGUAGCAUAAUAAUUAUACUUACUGUCCAGGUUUAUCUUUCAUCUCUAUAUUUGUUGAGUUUCUUGUUACUGAUUAAAAAAAAACAAACAAAAAACUUGGUAUGGUUCCCAUAGUUCUAUGGAGGCAAUGAAAGGAAGGAGAAUCAGGAAAUUUAGGUCAUCCUUGGCCACAUCUUUGGCAAGUUUCAGGAUAGCCUGGGCUAUAUGAGACCUUGUCUCAAAAAACAAAACAAAAAAAUAACAAGACUGAUUUUAUAUCUCCUGCCAUUCUUAUUUUCUUGCCACUACUGGUUCUUGCUAUCCUGAAUUUGGUGUUUUUUAUAAUUUCGUGAUGUGUAAAUGUGUCCAUAGAAACUUCCUUUAAUAGAUAAUUGUGGUGGGGAAAAGGUAGGAAAUCUUUAGAAGACAUUAGUCUGUUGCAUUUUUGUAGGCCUUGUUUAGAUGCUGGUGUGUUUGCUUUUCCUUGAGCCUGAAAAAUAUGAAUAAGAGAAUUAGAAAUUUGAACAGGAGCUUAGGAGUUUAAGAUUUUUUUUGGGGGGUGUGUGUGUGUGUGUAUAGAUGCUUUGCCCGUAUGUAUGUCUGGUAUCUGCAGAGAUCAGAAGAGGUGUGAGAUCCCUUGAAACCAGAGUUACAGACAGUUGUGAGCCUCCAUGUGGGUGCUGGGAAUGGUACCCAGGUCCUUUAGAAGAGCAGCCAGUGCUUUUAGCCGUUGAGCUAAUGAUGUAGUGCCUGAGCUUUGUUUCAGAAUAAUCCAGUAAAGGGAAGAAAUGAAUGGAGUUAGAGGUUGGCAGUAGAUUGUAGUUCAGGUGGCUGAGUGGUGACUGUGAAGGUUCAUUAUGUUACAAGGUUUUGUUGUUAUUUUGUCUUUUUUGGUUUUUCGAGACAGGGUUUUUCUGUAGCUUUGGAGCCUGUCCUGGAACUAGCUCUGCAGACCAAGCUGGCCUUGAACUCACAGAGAUCCACCUGCCUCUGCUUCCAGGGUGCUGGGAUUAAAGGCACGUACCACCAAACAACUACUUACUUGUUUUAAAUGAUAAUAAAAAAAUUUUUUUUGAAACUCAGGAAUUUUGCAAAGAAAAUGAUUUGUGGGAGCUAAAAUUUAUUUCUGUCUUUCUUUAUGAUGUUGUUUUGGAUGGUUUUGCCAUUUGGGAUAUUAUGAAAGAAGCUCAAAAGAGUCAGUUUUGUGUCUUUGGAUGAUGGCCAACAUCUGUGAGGUCAAGAGCAGCUUCUGAUGCAUUUUAAGGAAGGUGGGAGUCAAUCACUUUGACAAGUCUCCUGAAAGGAACAGCGGCAGGAGUUGAAACCUUUUUCCAUUUGGUCUCGUGGCAGAGGCAGAGAUUGCUCCAGCAGCUCCGCACAAUAUGACGUGCUCACUAUUGCCCUCUGAACAGUCUUCUGGCUCCUCUUUCUUGCCUGAAGCAAGUGCCUCAUGUCCUUGGGGUUCCUUCGCUGAAGAUGACUUGGAUGACUCCUUGUUGGAGUUUUCUGAUGGAGAGGAAGACGAUGGCCAUUUCAGUUUCACAGAGGAAGAGAUUGAGAUGCUGUUGAAGGAUGACGGUGGGCAUGAUGAGUGUAGAGACAGAAAGUGUCAGACCCUACCUGGUACUCCUCAAGAAAAUCCUUUGCGCAGCUUGGGACCAGCAGCUGUGACCCCUGGCUUCUUCAAACUACCUCAAUUAAGUACAUCAAUUGGUCAUGGACCAACUCCUAGUAAAUCAUUGAACAGACACUUUGUACUUGAAAAGAAUCUUAUAAAAGUAACUGUUGUUGCACCGUUUAAUCCAACAGUUUGUGAUCCUGUGCUUGAUAAGAACAAGAUCGAUUCCUCCAAAGAUACGGAAAAACCUGCCUCCCUUGGGGAACAGACGAGAGAAGAUGACCUUCAUCCUAAUGAGAGUAAACGUUGCACUGAGCCUGAAGGGGUCAGUCCCAGUAACUCUGCUUGGGAUGGGCCCCUGCUUUCUUCUCCUUCAAACAAUAACAUCGAACAAACUGCCUCUGAUAAAAAUAUACCUGAAAGUAAGAAACCUAACCCUGUGUUCUCUCAGAUCUCCAACCAUUCAGAGGUACCUAACAGGGGAUCAUCCUGGAAAAAUAGUGGAUCACAUAAAUCGGGGUGUGAAGUGAGAAAUCCAGUUGUGUCCAGUUCAUCGAACAGACAUGCCCCUGACAAGGACCCUGGGGAGGUGAAAGCUGAGAGAAGACUGGGCAAAGUCAUUCCUGUCCUGCAGUCCAGAACCAGGAUGUUUUCACAGUCAGAUCUAGAAAAAAAGAAGGACAUUUAUCUCAGCAAAGUCAUUGCUCAUAUAGAAGACCCAGGGGAAUCCAACCAAGGUCCCUUGGGAGAGCUAGAUACCCUAAUGGAUCAAGUGCAUAUGCAGAACCCAGACUGGCAGCAUCCUUCGGAUCUCACUACACGAAAUUAUGCCCGGUUCCGACAGAAACCUCUACAAAGAUACAGCCUGAGUCAGUGGGUUGACAGAAACAAGCGGAGCCACCACCGUUUCCAGCGUCUCCCUGACUUCUCAUACAGUCCAUAUGUUUCAUCCCAUCAACAGUGACAGUCCUUACCCAGGGUCCAGUCCAGAGUAGCAUCUUAUUUUCCUCUGCUGUUUUUGUUUGUAUAUUUUGAGUUUUAUUUUUCACAAGAUUUCUAUUUAAAGAAUUUGUCACCUUUUGGAGAUGUUUGAAAAUGCCCGUAAUGUCUUUUUUUUUUUUUAUGAGAAUCCUCCUGAUUUGUGUCUGUCUAUACACGUUUCAACUUCAGCAGUGUAGUUUUUUGGUUUUUUUUUUUUUUUUUUUUUUGAAUUUAAGAUGAAGGUAGCUCCCUUUUGAAGGCCUGCAUUAAAUCAGAACAUCCAGUCUUAAGUAAGAUACCAGCUCUAAGCACAGUCUACUUGUACUAUCCCAAGGAAAUCAUCUUCCAGUCUGCUGUAAGGAGGGAUUGUUCUGCAGGCUACAAGCCAGUGUUACUGUUGAUGACUCGUGAAUGGGGAGAGAGCACUUCUAACAACUCCUCUUUUUAAAUUUGAGUCUCUUGAGUACUUGUCAGUAUUUUAAGGUUGGUAAUUCAGGACAUUUAAAAUAAGAUGGAGUAGGAGAAAAGUCCUGUUGAAAGGAUGGAUAAAAAUGUAAAUCCUCUCCUUUCUGUACCUGUUAGCUGCCUUUAUGGUUUUGAAUUAUUGGCUUUUUUCAUUCUCUAUUAACUAUAUCUUCCUCACAGUGUUUGUCAACCUUACACAUUUUAACUGACAAAAGACAGCUGACUAACCCUUGUUAAAUACUCCAUAGUCUUGUGACUAGUUGGUUUCUCUGUCCCUUCAGGGAUUUUUUUUUCUCUCACUCCCAGUGACCACUCUGCUCCUGGGUUUUUACAGAGGUGUUGUUGUGUCUGUAAAUGGUAAAUGUAGACACACCUUUCAGAUACCCUCUGUUUACUGAAAAGCUUUUACCAGAAUCUAGAUGUCUGGGAAUCUUCAGUUUCAUGAGCAGAACCCCAAGUUUAUGUGUUGAUGUUAUUCAGGGGCCUCCUUCCUGGGAAGCCUUUGGAGAGGCCCUCUUUCCCUCUCUAGCUUUACACUCUGGAUGUUAGGAUUUGGUCCGACUCUUACCAUUUCACAUCAGUACUCAAGAACAUCUAGGGAAGUUAGGAUUGAGCCCGUGCAUCACAGUGUUGCCUGAUAUUCUAACCAAAGCUGAAGGCUUUGUGUGUCUGUAUUAGUGGAUGUCUUACAGGCAGCUCCAGACAUCAUUUUGGGAAGUUUUACAGUAUGGCGUCAUGCUGCUAUCAUUCCCUUUGUGGAGGUUACUCAGAGUUCUGCAGCUGCUCUCUGGGUUUCUUUCGUCAGUCUCAUUUUUUUUUUUUUAAUGUGGAUAACCCAUCCUAAAUAUUCUACUCCACUUUAGAAAAGUGAUUUGGGGAAGGAAGUUUGAGACAGGGUUUCUCUGUGCAGCCCUGGCUGUCCUAGAACUCGCUCUGUAGAACAGGUUGACCUCACUCAGAGAGAUCCGCCUGCCUCUGCCUCCCGAGUGCUGGGAUUAAAAACAUGUGCCACCACCACACCAUUUGGCUAGAAAAGUAACUUUGAUUUAGGAAGAUUUUGAUUUUUUUUUCCCCAAGUCUUCAGUGGGUUUGGAUAAAUGUUCCCAAGUGUUUGUUGGUUUUAUCCAGUCAAGGAUUUUCUUUCUUACUAAUUCUUUUUAUAUGUGUCGGUCAAGGGGGGUGUUUUAUUUUUGAGACUGGGUCUCUUAUAUAGCCUAGAUUGGCCUUCAAUGCACUAUUUAGCCCAAGAUGGUCUUAAACUUCCAAUCUUCCUGCCCCACCUCUCAAGUACUGGGAUUACAGGUGUAUAUCACUGUGUCCAGCAAGAAUUUUCUUUUCUUUUCUUUUUUUUUUUUUUUAAACCCCAAGGCAGUGUUUCUCUGUGGAGUCCUGGCUGCCCUGGAACUCGCUCUGUAGACCAGGCUGACCUCAAACUCAGAGCUCUGCCUGCCUCUGCCUCAAGUACUGGGACUAAAGAUGUGGGCUACCAUGCCCAGUUUUUGACUUUUUUUUUUUUCCCCAGCAAGGAUUUUCUAUUUGUUGAUUUAGAUCCUGUGGCCAGCCCUUCGAAGGCAGUAGUCUAAUCUCCUCUCAGUUGGCAUAAUUAUUGUUUACUUGUCCAAGAUGCUGUAAAUUACCCUGAUAGGAUGAGAUAUGCCAAAUAGAAGUCCACCUUUGGGACCAAAACAAAGUUAAAAUUUAAUCUAGCUGAAGUAGUAGCCCCCACAGAUAGCCCAGGGAGUGAAAUACAGCAUUUGCUUAGGAGAAAUCUGAGAUGCUGUUCUUCUGGGACUGUGGGGUUAAAGACUGAAUGUAUAAUGGGAGCAUUGCCUUUGCCAAAUCAGAUGAGUGACAGGUUAACUAGAAAAAUGUGACAAUCACAUUUCCUCUAGCUCAGAUAAUUCUGUUUUUCCACAGUGUUAGCAGCCUAAUUGAAUCUGUUGGACUGGGGGAGGAGAGCUGUUCUCUGCUGGUUAACAUGGCAUUCUUUAAGGCGAAAAACAAAGCCAAAGAAAACUGGCAUGUUGGCCUUAAAGAUGGUAAUGGGCAGAGUCCAGACUUUAAUCCCUGCAUAUCUCUUAUAUUAGAUUUGGUAUUGGCCUCUAAGUUUUGUAUUACAGAUUAAAUUCAUGCUGUAUUUUUAAAUUUGAGUAAGGGUUAUGUGCAUUUAACUCUACCUAGCUUUUAUCAUCCAUGAUGACAUUCCUAUCACAGGGGUCUUGACAAAGCAAAGUAAAAAUUUGCUAUUUAAAUAGUUCACUUGUAAGUAAGAAGCCUGAGUAGCCAGUAUUUUGGCAUCUGAUAUGGCCUCUGAACUUGUCUUGUUGUUGGGAUCAAUUAUGAAACUGAAGUUUGGUGCCUCUUUUUUUUUUUUUAAUCAUGUUUUUCCCCUUGUAGCAGUUGUGUUUAAUGUCAUUAAAAAGAAAUAAAAGUU